Molecule: messenger RNA, 1382 nt
Organism: Daldinia caldariorum
Lineage: Eukaryota; Fungi; Ascomycota; Sordariomycetes; Xylariales; Hypoxylaceae
Product: putative splicing factor U2AF 23 kDa subunit
Exons: 1
Coding region: 348-977 (209 amino acids)
Biological process (GO): mRNA splicing, via spliceosome
Cellular component (GO): U2AF complex; spliceosomal complex
Molecular function (GO): pre-mRNA 3'-splice site binding; metal ion binding
Source: RefSeq, a predicted model, not a curated record
UUAUCUUUCCCAGCCCGUUUUCUGAAUUCUACCACUUCCAGACCAGAAGAACUUCCAUCUUGGAAAUUUCGCUUUUUUCCCCCCCAAAUACAACAACAACAACCACCACCAAACGAACGAAUCCGACUAAUCACUGCGAUCAUCGGGAAUAGGAAACGCGAUAUUUCACGAUUAAAUUUGUCGAAUACUGGACAUCUUUGAUAACCGAGCGGUCUACUAUUACAUCAAGUAAAUAAAGUAAUCGAUCCGACAAUCGACCAGACAGACAAACGCGAGAAAAGCAAGAAAGAAAAAGGAAAAGAAAAGAAAAGAAGCAAAACCGAGAUAAUAAUCCCCCGCCGCCCAAAAUGGCCAACUUCCUCGCCUCCAUCUUCGGCACGGAGCAAGACAAAGUCAACUGCUCGUUCUACUACAAGAUCGGCGCGUGCCGGCACGGGGACCGGUGCAGCCGGAAGCACGUGAAGCCGUCGUACUCGCAGACGAUCCUGCUGCCGUCCUUGUACCAGAACCCGGCGCACGACGCGCGGGCGCGGCUGACGCCGGAGCAGUGCGCGAACCACUUCGACGCCUUCUACGAGGACCUGUGGUGCGAGCUGUGCCGGUACGGGGAGCUCGAGGAGCUCGUCGUGUGCGACAACACCAACGACCACCUCGUCGGCAACGUGUACGCCCGCUUCAAGUACGAGGACUCGGCCCAGCGCGCCUGCGACGAGCUCAACUCCCGCUGGUACGCCGGCCGCCCCGUCUACUGCGAGCUCAGCCCCGUCACCGACUUCCGCGAGGCUUGCUGCCGCCUCAACAGCGGCGAAGGGUGCGUGCGCGGCGGCUUUUGUAAUUUCAUCCACAGGAAGAACCCCUCGCCCGAGCUCGAGCGCGAGCUCUCCCUCUCCACGAAGAAGUGGCUGAAGAUGAGGGGCCGCGACGAGAAGAGCGUGAGUCGGAGCCCGAGCCCGGAGCCGACGAGGAAGAGGUAUUGAAUUAAGCAGGUGGUGGUGGUGGUUGUGGUUUUUUUUUUUUUUUUUUUUUUUGUUACUCGGGAGAAACGAAGGGGGAGUUGUUCAAGUGCCGAGGGAAAUUUAGGACUUGGGCCGAGAUUCAUACAAUAACAAGAAGAAGAAGAAGAGGAAGAAGAACAAGAGAAAGAAAAAUUAAGUUCCAGUACCAAGAGGAAGGGGGAGGUUGGAAGAAGAGGAAAGCAUAUCAGCGCGAUUCUAUUAAUACUAGGGAUGGGAUGAGAUGAGAUGAGCGAGAAGAAUACGCCGAAUACGAGGAGGAAGCAAGAAGAGACGCGCUCGCAACCAAAGCAUACACGCAGGAUUCGGUAUUAGAUACCUAGGUACCUACCUACCUAACCUAUCAUGAUAUUAUAUACCCUUGGACCG